GCCACGGGCGAGCGGGCGAAGGACGGGAGGAGGCGGGGGAGCGGCGGGGCUCGGCCGCCCCGCGGUGCCGCAGCAACGCCGUGCCCGUUGCAGGCUGGGAUUUCAUCCCCAGAGAUCCACCCCCUCGAUUCUCAAAGCUCCGGCGCCUUUUUCCUCUCAAGCGUCUCCAAAAAGCUGGAAAAUGCACUGACUGACUGCACAAGAGCGGGUUACUGGAAGCCUCCCACGUGGUCAAAUAGUACUCUCGGCCAACCUUAUUUUCUAUUAAAUGAAGUUUAAUUUUGAGGUGCUGCAGUAGGAACCUGCGGGUGCCUGGGCACCAUGGUGGCCCUGUCCCUGAAGAUCUGUGUGCGCCAGUGCAAUGUGGUGAAGACCAUGCAGUUCGAGCCCUCCACGGCCGUCUACGACGCCUGCAGAGUCAUCCGGGAGCGAGUGCCCGAGGCUCAGACAGGCCAAGCCUCUGACUAUGGAUUGUUCUUGUCAGACGACGACCCUCGAAAAGGUAUAUGGCUGGAGGCUGGAAGAACACUGGAUUAUUACAUGCUGAGGAAUGGGGAUAUAUUAGAGUACAAAAAGAAACAGAGACCUCAGAAAAUACGGAUGUUGGAUGGCUCGGUGAAAACAGUCAUGGUGGAUGAUUCUAAAACAGUUGGGGAGCUGCUGGUUACCAUUUGCAGCAGGAUAGGGAUAACAAAUUAUGAGGAAUAUUCCUUAAUCCAGGAAAGCAUCGAAGAGAAGAAAGAGGAGAGUACAGGGACACUAAAGAAAGACAGGACACUGCUACGGGAUGAGAGGAAAAUGGAAAAACUGAAGGCAAAGCUCCACACAGAUGAUGACUUGAACUGGCUGGAUCACAGCAGGACCUUCAGAGAGCAGGGCGUCGAUGAAAACGAGACGCUGCUGUUGAGAAGGAAGUUCUUUUAUUCAGACCAGAACGUGGAUUCGAGAGACCCAGUUCAGCUUAAUCUGCUCUAUGUUCAGGCUCGUGAUGACAUCCUGAAUGGUUCCCACCCUGUCUCCUUUGAGAAGGCCUGUGAGUUUGGAGGCUUCCAAGCACAGAUCCAGUUUGGACCUCAUGUAGAACACAAACACAAACCUGGAUUUUUAGACCUAAAAGAAUUCCUGCCUAAAGAAUAUACCAAACAAAGAGGGGCUGAAAAGAGAAUAUUUCAGGAGCACAAGAACUGUGGGGAGAUGACUGAGAUAGAAGCCAAAGUGAAGUACGUGAAGCUCGCCCGCUCGCUGCGCACCUACGGCGUGUCCUUCUUCCUGGUGAAGGAAAAAAUGAAAGGCAAAAACAAGCUGGUGCCUCGCUUGCUGGGUGUCACCAAGGACUCGGUGAUGAGGGUGGAUGAGAAGACCAAGGAGGUGCUGCAGGAGUGGCCCCUGACCACCGUGAAACGCUGGGCUGCCUCCCCAAAAAGCUUCACUCUGGAUUUUGGUGAAUAUCAGGAAAGCUAUUACUCGGUACAGACCACUGAAGGAGAACAGAUCUCUCAAUUAAUUGCAGGUUACAUUGAUAUCAUCCUGAAGAAGAAACAAAGCAAAGAUAGAUUUGGGCUUGAAGGUGAUGAGGAGUCAACCAUGUUGGAAGAAUCUGUUUCACCUAAGAAGUCCACCAUCGUGCAGCAGCAGUUCAACCGCACCGGGAAGGUGGAGCACGGCUCGGUGGCGCUGCCCGCCGUCAUGCGCUCGGGCUCCAGCGGCCCCGAGACCUUCAACGUGGGCAUCAUGCCCUCCCCCCAGCAGCAGGUCACCCUCGGGCAGAUGCACAGAGGACACAUGCCCCCGCUUACCUCAGCCCAGCAGGCCCUGAUGGGCACCAUCAACACCAGCAUGCACGCGGUGCAGCAGGCACAGGCCGACCUCAGCGAGGUGGACAACCUGCCUCCCCUGGGGCAGGACAUGGCAUCCAGAGUAUGGGUUCAGAACAAGGUGGAUGAAUCCAAACAUGAAAUCCACUCUCAGGUCGAUGCAAUCACCGCAGGAACUGCAUCUGUUGUGAACCUUACUGCAGGGGACCCAGUUGACACUGACUACACUGCUGUGGGAUGUGCAAUCACAACCAUCUCUUCCAACCUCACUGAGAUGUCCAAAGGUGUGAAACUGCUCGCUGCUCUCAUGGAUGAUGAGGUUGGGAGUGGAGAAGACCUCCUGAAAGCUGCUCGAACCCUGGCCAGCGCUGUCUCAGACCUGCUGAAGGCUGUGCAACCGACUUCAGGAGAGCCUCGACAGACAGUUCUGACUGCAGCUGGAAGCAUCGGACAAGCAAGUGGGGAGCUGCUGAGACAGAUUGGAGAGAACGAAACAGAUGAAAGGUUCCAGGACGUCCUGAUGAGUUUGGCCAAAGCUGUUGCCAACGCUGCUGCCAUGCUGGUGCUGAAGGCCAAGAACGUGGCCCAGGUGGCUGAGGACACGGUGCUGCAGAACAGGGUCAUUGCUGCUGCCACACAGUGUGCACUCUCCACUUCCCAGCUCGUGGCUUGUGCCAAGGUUGUGAGUCCCACCAUCAGCUCCCCGGUGUGCCAGGAACAGCUGAUCGAGGCUGGGAAGCUGGUGGACCGCUCGGUGGAGAACUGUGUGAGGGCCUGCCAGGCUGCCACAGACGAUACCGAGCUGCUGAAGCAGGUCAGUGCAGCUGCCAGCAUCGUCAGCCAGGCGCUGAACGACCUCCUGCAGCACGUGCGGCAGUUUGCCAGCAGGGGGGAGCCCAUCGGCCGCUACGACCAGGCCACGGACACCAUCAUGUGUGUCACAGAGAGCAUCUUCAGCUCCAUGGGGGAUGCUGGUGAGAUGGUGCGGCAGGCGCGGGUGCUGGCUCAGGCCACCUCCGACCUCGUCAAUGCCAUGAGGUCGGACGCCGAGGCAGAGAUAGACAUGGAGAACUCCAAGAAGCUCCUGGCUGCUGCCAAGCUCCUGGCAGACUCCACGGCACGCAUGGUGGAAGCUGCAAAGGGAGCUGCAGCCAAUCCUGAAAACGAGGACCAGCAGCAGCGUCUGAGGGAGGCAGCGGAGGGACUGCGGGUGGCCACCAAUGCUGCUGCUCAGAACGCCAUCAAGAAGAAGAUUGUCAACAGAUUGGAGAUUGCAGCUAAACAAGCUGCAGCUGCUGCCACUCAGACCAUUGCAGCCUCUCAGAAUGCAGCUGUUUCCAACAAGAACACAGCAGCCCACCAGCAGCUUGUGCAGAGCUGUAAGAAUGUUGCGGACCACAUUCCCCAGCUGGUGCAGGGUGUGAGAGGAAGUCAAGCUCAGGCAGAAGACCUCAGUGCCCAGCUUGCUUUGAUAAACUCCAGCCAGAAUUUCCUGCAGCCUGGAAGUAAGAUGGUGGCCUCUGCCAAGGCUGCAGUGCCCACGGUGACCGAUCAAGCAGCAGCGAUGCAGCUCAGCCAGUGUGCCAAGAACCUUGCCACCAGCCUGGCUGAGCUCCGAACAGCCUCCCAGAAGGCUCACGAGGCUUGUGGCCCCAUGGAAAUCGAUUCUGCCUUGAACACGGUGCAGACCCUCAAAAAUGAGCUGCAGGACGCGAAGAUGGCGGCGGUGGAAGGACAGUUAAAACCCCUCCCCGGAGAAACUCUUGAGAAAUGCACUCAGGACUUGGGAAGCACAUCCAAAGCAGUUGGAUCUUCAAUGGCCCAGUUGUUAACUUGUGCUGCUCAGGGCAACGAGCACUACACAGGAGUUGCUGCCAGAGAAACCGCUCAGGCUCUGAAGACUUUGGCUCAGGCGGCACGAGGGGUUGCAGCAUCGACCACCGACCCCGUGGCAGCACAUGCCAUGUUGGAUUCAGCAAGGGAUGUGAUGGAAGGCUCUGCCAUGCUGAUCCAGGAGGCCAAGCAGGCCCUGGCUGCCCCAGGGGAUGCAGACAGUCAGCAGAGAUUAGCCCAGGUGGCAAAAGCAGUGUCUCACUCCUUGAAUAACUGUGUCAACUGCCUGCCUGGACAGAAGGAUGUGGAUGUGGCCUUGAAGAGUAUUGGGGAGUCCAGCAAGAAGCUCCUUGUUGAUUCGCUACCUCCCAGUUCCAAGUCGUUUCAGGAAGCUCAGAGUGAACUGAACCAGGCGGCAGCAGACCUCAAUCAGUCAGCAGGAGAAGUUGUCCACGCCACACGGGGUCAAAGUGGGGAGCUGGCUGCAGCCUCGGGGAAAUUCAGCGAUGAUUUUGAUGAAUUUCUUGAUGCUGGUAUUGAAAUGGCUGGCCAAGCACAAACUAAAGAGGACCAGAUCCAAGUCAUAGGUAACCUCAAGAGCAUCUCCAUGGCUUCCAGCAAGCUCUUACUGGCUGCCAAGUCCCUCUCUGUUGAUCCUGGAGCUCCUAAUGCCAAGAACCUCCUGGCAGCAGCAGCAAGAGCUGUGACUGAGAGCAUAAACCAGCUCAUCACACUGUGCACCCAGCAGGCUCCUGGCCAGAAGGAAUGUGACAAUGCCCUCAGAGAACUGGAGACAGUUAAGGGGAUGCUGGACAACCCCAAUGAGCCUGUGAGUGACCUCUCCUAUUUUGACUGUAUUGAGGGCGUCAUGGAAAACUCAAAGGUUCUUGGCGAGUCGAUGGCGGGCAUUUCCCAGAACGCAAAAACUGGGGAUCUUUUAGUCUUUGGAGAAUGUGUUGGAGUUGCAUCCAAGGCUCUUUGUGGCCUCACAGAGGCAGCAGCUCAGGCCGCUUACCUGGUUGGCAUCUCGGAUCCAAACAGCCAGGCUGGUCAGCAGGGUCUUGUUGACCCAAUCCAAUUCGCCAGAGCCAACCAAGCAAUCCAGAUGGCUUGCCAGAAUUUGGUGGAUCCAGCAAGCAGCCCAUCACAGGUGCUGUCAGCUGCCACCAUCGUGGCCAAGCACACGUCAGCGCUGUGCAACGCGUGUCGCAUCGCCUCCUCCAAAACCGCCAACCCCGUGGCCAAGAGGCACUUCGUGCAGUCUGCCAAGGAGGUGGCCAACAGCACUGCCAACCUGGUCAAGACCAUCAAGGCCCUGGACGGAGAUUUCUCUGAAGAGAACCGUAACAAGUGCAGAAUUGCCACUGCCCCUUUGAUCGAGGCUGUGGAAAACCUGACAGCCUUUGCCUCCAAUCCAGAGUUUGUCAGCAUCCCAGCACAGAUCAGCACUGAGGGGUCACGAGCCCAGGAGCCCAUCCUGGUCUCUGCCAAGACGAUGCUGGAGAGUUCCUCGUUGCUGAUCAAAACUGCCCGUUCCUUGGCCAUCAAUCCCAAGGACCCUCCCACCUGGUCAGUGCUGGCCGGGCACUCCCACACGGUCUCAGACUCCAUCAAGAGCCUCAUCACCUCCAUCAGGGACAAGGCCCCAGGGCAGCGAGAAUGCGACUUCUCCAUCGACGGCAUCAACAGGUGCAUCAGGGACAUCGAGCAGGCGUCGCUGGCCGCCGUCAGCCAGAGCCUGGCCACCAGGGAUGACAUCUCCGUGGAGGCCCUGCAGGAGCAGCUGACGUCAGUGGUGCAGGAAAUCGGGCACCUCAUCGAUCCCAUAGCCACGGCAGCGCGGGGAGAGGCGGCUCAGCUGGGGCACAAGGUGACACAGCUGGCAAGUUACUUUGAACCCCUGGUUUUAGCUGCAGUUGGUGUGGCAUCCAAGACACUAAACCAUCAGCAGCAGAUGACUGUGUUGGACCAGAGCAAGACACUAGCAGAGUCUGCCUUACAGAUGCUGUAUGCUGCCAAAGAAGGGGGAGGAAACCCCAAGGCCUCUCACACUCACGAUGCCAUCACUGAGGCUGCCCAGCUGAUGAAGGAGGCUGUGGAUGACAUCAUGGUCACCCUCAAUGAAGCUGCGAGUGAGGUUGGCAUGGUCGGGGGUAUGGUGGACUCGAUUGCAGAGGCAAUGAGCAAGCUGGAUGAAGGUACACCUCCAGAUCCCAAGGGAACCUUUGUCGAUUAUCAGACCACUGUGGUGAAAUAUUCCAAGGCCAUUGCUGUAACAGCACAGGAAAUGAUGACUAAGUCGGUUACUAACCCGGAGGAGCUGGGCGGACUGGCCUCGCAGAUGACCAAUGACUAUGGGCAUCUGGCUCUGCAGGGCCGGAUGGCUGCGGCUACGGCAGAACCAGAGGAGAUCGGGUUCCAGAUCAGGACUCGGGUGCAGGAGCUUGGCCAUGGCUGCAUCUUCCUUGUGCAGAAAGCUGGAGCCCUGCAGAUUUGCCCUACAGACAGUUACACCAAGAGGGAGCUGAUCGAGUGUGCUCGAGCUGUCACAGAGAAGGUGUCGUUGGUUCUGUCUGCCCUCCAGGCAGGGAACAAAGGCACCCAAGCCUGUAUCACUGCUGCCAGUGCCGUGUCAGGGAUCAUUGCAGACCUGGACACCACCAUCAUGUUUGCCACUGCUGGCACCCUCAAUGCUGAGAACAACGAGUCCUUCGCUGAUCACAGGGAAAACAUCCUGAAAACAGCAAAAGCUUUAGUUGAAGACACAAAACUGUUGGUUUCUGGUGCUGCCUCAAGUCAGGACAAACUGGCCCAAGCAGCUCAGUCCUCAGCCAACACCAUCACUCAGCUUGCUGAGGUGGUGAAAUUGGGAGCAGCAAGCUUGGGAUCCGAUGAUCCUGAAACACAGGUUGUCCUCAUCAAUGCCAUUAAGGAUGUUGCCAAGGCCCUCUCUGACCUCAUCGGUGCUACCAAAGGAGCUGCCAGCAAACCAGCAGAUGAUCCCUCCAUGUACCAGCUCAAAGGGGCUGCCAAGGUGAUGGUAACAAAUGUCACCUCCCUGUUGAAGACUGUGAAAGCAGUGGAAGAUGAAGCCACUCGAGGGACGAGAGCUCUUGAGGCCACCAUCGAGUACAUCAAGCAGGAGCUGACGGUGUUCCAGUCGAGCGAGGUUCCAGAGAAGACAUCAUCCCCCGAAGAGUCCAUCCGGAUGACGAAGGGGAUCACCAUGGCAACGGCCAAAGCUGUUGCAGCUGGGAACUCGUGCAGGCAGGAGGAUGUGAUCGCCACAGCCAACCUGAGCCGCAAGGCGGUCGCUGACAUGCUGACAGCCUGCAAGCAAGCGUCGCAUCACCCCGAUGUGAGCGAAGAGGUUCGAGAGAGAGCCCUGCGCUUUGGCACGGAGUGCACCCUGGGCUACCUGGAGCUCCUGGAACACGUGCUCCUGAUCCUUCAGAAACCAACCCCAGAGCUGAAGCACCAGCUGGCCUCGUUGUCCAAGCGCGUUGCGGGUGCCGUGACAGAGCUCAUCCAGUCAGCAGAGGCCAUGAAGGGGACAGAGUGGGUGGAUCCCGAAGACCCCACGGUGAUUGCAGAGACGGAGCUGCUGGGGGCUGCAGCGUCCAUUGAGGCUGCAGCCAAGAAACUGGAGCAGCUGAAACCAAGAGCCAAGCCCAAGCAAGCAGAUGAGACUCUGGAUUUUGAAGAGCAGAUCCUGGAAGCAGCUAAAUCCAUUGCAGCUGCUACCAGUGCCCUGGUGAAGUCAGCAUCAGCAGCCCAGAGGGAACUGGUGGCCCAGGGAAAGGUUGGAGCAAUCCCUGCCAACGCAGCUGACGAUGGACAGUGGUCUCAGGGACUCAUUUCUGCUGCCCGGAUGGUGGCAGCUGCAACCAGCAACCUGUGCGAGGCGGCCAACGCCUCGGUGCAGGGCCACGCCAGCGAGGAGAAGCUCAUCUCCUCUGCCAAGCAAGUGGCAGCUUCCACGGCACAGCUGCUGGUGGCCUGCAAGGUGAAGGCUGAUCACGACUCCGAGGCCAUGAGGAGGCUGCAGGCUGCAGGCAAUGCUGUCAAACGUGCGUCAGACAAUCUUGUGAGGGCAGCCCAGAAAGCAGCUUUUGGGAAAGCAGAGGACGACGAUGUCGUGGUCAAAACCAAGUUCGUGGGUGGCAUCGCUCAGAUCAUUGCAGCCCAGGAAGAAAUGCUGAAGAAGGAGAGAGAGCUGGAAGAAGCAAGGAAAAAGCUGGCCCAGAUCCGCCAACAGCAAUACAAAUUCCUGCCCACAGAGCUGAGGGAAGAUGAGGGUUAACCUGCUGAGAUUUUCUUCCUUUUUUGUUUUGUCUUUUUUUUUUUCCCCUUUUUUUUUGUUGGUUUUUUUUUUCCUUUUAAAGAAAUAAGCUAAAGGGGGGACAGCACACUGAGAACUGCUCUGCCAGCAUACUGGUAUGCCAAGCACUUAGCUGAACAACUGCCUGUCACAGCUUUGGAUGAGCAGAGGGCAGUAACCACUUGUCCUUUCCCAUCUGCUCA
Molecule: messenger RNA, 8171 nt
Organism: Empidonax traillii (willow flycatcher)
Lineage: Eukaryota; Metazoa; Chordata; Aves; Passeriformes; Tyrannidae
Product: talin-2
Exons: 59
Coding region: 322-7950 (2542 amino acids)
Biological process (GO): cell-cell adhesion
Cellular component (GO): plasma membrane; ruffle; cytoskeleton
Molecular function (GO): structural constituent of cytoskeleton; integrin binding; actin filament binding
Source: RefSeq, a predicted model, not a curated record